Molecule: messenger RNA, 1609 nt
Organism: Phyllotreta striolata
Lineage: Eukaryota; Metazoa; Arthropoda; Insecta; Coleoptera; Chrysomelidae
Source: the annotation of a GenBank genome assembly
AGCAUAGCGAACUCGACGAAAUGGCGUUGUGUUGUGCCAUUUCUAACGAAGUACCAGAGCACCCUGUGGUGUCUCCUUCCUCUGGAGCCAUUUUCGAGAGGAGAAUAAUCGAAAAGUACAUUCAAGAAAAUGGCGUUGAUCCUAUUAGUGGCAAGGAACUUUCCGCAGACGAUCUCAUCGAAAUCAAAACUCCUCCGAUCGUAAAACCGAAGCCUCCGAGCGCCACCAGCAUUCCAGCUACUUUGAAACUACUGCAAGACGAAUGGGACGCCGUUAUGCUAUACAGCUUCACGCAACGCCAGCAAUUGCAAACAGCCCGACAGGAACUGAGCCACGCCCUGUACCAGCACGACGCCGCUUGCAGGGUGAUAGCCCGACUGAACAAAGAAGUUACCGCUGCAAGAGAAGCCCUGGCUACUCUCAAACCGCAAGCUGGCAUUACGACUGUGCCCCAACCCGCGGUGGCUGCUGAAGCUGCGGGUAUAGCCAACCAACCGACCGAACAAGCCGGCAUGAGCGCCGAGGUCAUCGAAAAGUUACAGGAGAAAGCUACCGUUCUAACGCAGGAGCGUAAAAAGAGAGGAAGGACUGUUCCCGAGGAGCUUACCACCCAGGAUCAACUGAGGUCUUUCCGUACAUUGUCUUCUUUAAUAGGUCUUCAUUCAGCCAGUAUUCCCGGUAUUUUGGCCCUCGACGUGCACCAAUCUGACACCAGCAAAGUUUUAACAGGAGGAAAUGACAAAAACGCUACUGUGUUUAAUAAAGAUACCGAACAAGUCGUCGCUAUACUAAAAGGCCACACCAAGAAGGUCACUAAAGUUAUCUACCAUCCCGAUGAAGAUCUCGUAUUAACCGCUUCACCCGAUGCCACGAUACGUAUUUGGAACGUGCCAACAUCACAAACGACUCUGCUUCUGAGGGCUCACGACGGGCCUGUUACCGGUCUGUCCCUUCAUCCUACAGGGGAUUACGUUCUGUCGACUUCGGAGGAUCAGCAUUGGGCGUUUUCUGAUAUCAGAACGGGUCGUUUGUUGACCAAAAUAUCGGAUAAUUCGAACGUGGCUCUUACCACGGCUCAGUUGCAUCCGGACGGUUUGAUUUUCGGCACCGGUACUGUGGAUUCCCAAGUUAAAAUCUGGGAUUUGAAAGAGCAAAGCAACGUAGCUAACUUCACAGGACAUUCGGGAGGUAUUACAACGAUUUCGUUUUCUGAAAAUGGUUACUACUUGGCAACAGCGGCUGAUGAUGCUUGCGUGAAAUUGUGGGAUUUGCGAAAGUUGAGGAAUUUCAAAACGUUGACGUUCGAUGAAGGAUAUCAGAUUAAAGAUUUGUGUUUCGAUCAAAGCGGUACAUAUUUAGCUGUGGCUGGUACGGACGUCAGGGUCUAUUUGUGCAAGCAGUGGCAAGAAUUGAAGGUUUUCAAUGACCAUACCGCAACGGCAACCGGCGUUAGAUUCGGUAAACACGCUAGAUUCAUCGCAUCUACUUCUAUGGAUAGAACUUUGAAAUUGUACGGUUUAGAGUAAAUAAUAAAUGUUCGUUUAGUUUUUAAUUUAUAUUUUAUACGUAAAUGUAUUUCAUAAAAGCCAUUGUUUGAUUAUAAAUUUGA